AUUCUCCCCCUUCCUCUCCUUCUCCUCCCGCAGUGCCACUGUGGCCGCCUUCUCUCUCAGAGCCCCUCAAGCUCCCCUCUCCUCCCUCAGCGCCGCCGCCCCCAGCUGCCCCUUCCCUUCUUAUCCCCGAGACCCCAGAGUAGACCCCUCCCCCGCUCCCCCUCCCUCCCCACAGGAGCCCCACCCCGCCCAGACCUGCCCGCCCCGCUGUUCCCCACCCCCCGCCCUCCCCUAGGCCGGGUGGGUGGAGGCCUCUGCCCAGCCUCUCACCCCAGCCCCCCCAUGGCCCUCAACAUCUCCCCCUCCUGCUCCCACCCCGGGCUCUGAAGCCAGGAAACCCAAGAGGAAAUGACUGAGCCCGUCUCGGUCCCCGCCCGCCAGCGCUCCCCUGGCCACACCCUCCGCCUGGACUCCGCCACCGCAGCUGCCCUCUCCGCACGAGGCUGCCGGCUCUGCCGGCUCGGGACCCCCAGCUCUGACAUGUCGCCCUGUGCUCGCCUGUGUCUCCUGGUCUUCGUUGGCCUGAUUCUCCCCACCAGAGGACAGACAUUGGAGGAGGCCACAUCCAUUACUCUAGCAGACCCAGUCACUGAGAAGGUUCAUGUCCUGACUCCAGCCCCAGACACCGUCCACCCAGAGCUCCAGCCCACUCCUCAGACUUCAACUCUGCAGGCUGAAGCAACCCCGAGCCAGAUGGAGAUCCACACCCAGCAACCGACGGAAAUGGAUGUCCUUCUAAGAACAGGUCCGGGGACAGACAAGAGCAGGACGCAAGGCCCCACGCCCUCCAAGACCCAACUCCCACGCAAAAACGUCAGGAGGGACCCCGCCCUCAGGCAAACUGGUUCAAGCGAGGACGACCCCUUCUCCUAUGACGAGGACACCCUCCGGAAACGGGGGCUGUUGGUGGCAGCUGUGCUGUUCAUCACCGGCAUCGUCAUCCUCACCAGUGGCAAGUGUAGACAGCUGCCCCGGUUAUGCCGGAGUCAUGACAGAUGAGUCCGUCGGAAGUGGGGGCUGAUGACCCGACGGGCACCCCGAGACUGAGCCCCCGCUGGCUCACUGUGCCUGGCCUCCUCCCUCCCCUCGAAGGACCUGCAGACUAGUCGACAAAGCCCAGCCUGAGAGGUAGGACGUGGAUGGAGCCAGAGCUGGGACUGGUGGCCUAAGCCCCCUACUCUCCCAGCCCUGCCCUCCCUGAAGGCUGACUGGCUCCCCGUUUAUCCAUUCUGUUCCAACAAGAAGUAAAGCACUGUGGUCUUUGCCCCAUGGUCUCUGAUCAUUCCUGA
Messenger RNA from Kogia breviceps (pygmy sperm whale), 1289 nucleotides. It is a transcript of the gene FXYD5, whose product is annotated as FXYD domain containing ion transport regulator 5. Gene Ontology annotation, cellular component: membrane. Gene Ontology annotation, molecular function: sodium channel regulator activity. The record is from RefSeq and is a predicted model, not a curated record. Gene Ontology annotation, biological process: regulation of sodium ion transmembrane transporter activity. NCBI's taxonomy places the organism in Eukaryota, Metazoa, Chordata, Mammalia, Artiodactyla, Physeteridae.